Magnolia sinica is the source of this 1883-nucleotide messenger RNA. RefSeq names its product polygalacturonase inhibitor-like. NCBI's taxonomy places the organism in Eukaryota, Viridiplantae, Streptophyta, Magnoliopsida, Magnoliales, Magnoliaceae. The record is from RefSeq and is a predicted model, not a curated record. The transcript is spliced from 3 exons. The coding region runs from base 39 to 1823 and encodes 594 amino acids. Gene Ontology annotation, molecular function: protein binding.
UUGGUGCAUCUUGUUUUACAGAAAAGAAAUUCCACGCCAUGGAUUUUGCCCAUCAUCUCCUGCUCUUCAGCUUCUCCCUCCUCUUCCUUCCUCCCGCCUCUUCUCUCGCCGUCCAACGCUGCAGCCCAAAAGACAAAAGUUCCCUCCUCGAUUUCAAAAAUAGCUUCUCCAACCACAACGUCCUGCAAUCCUGGACGCCCGAGACGGACUGCUGUGACUGGUACGUUGUCGAUUGCGACGAGAAGACCAACGUCGUCACUGGCCUCACAAUAACGUACGGCGAGAUCGCAGGGCGCAUCCCCGACGCCGUCGCACGCCUCACCCACCUCCGAAUCCUCCGCCUCAAGAAGCUCCCCAACCUCAUUGGGGAAAUCCCACCGUCCAUCGCAAACCUCACCCACCUCGUCAGCCUCCAGCUCAGCUGGACCAAUAUCUCUGGUCCAGUCCCCGCAUUUCUCGCCAAUCUCCGAAAUCUCUUAUUUCUCGACCUCUCCUACAACAAACUCUCCGGGUCGAUUCCGCCCACCCUCGCGAAUCUCCCCAAGAUACUCGCUAUCCAGCUCGACCGUAACCGGCUGACCGGUUCGAUACCAGAAUCUUUCGGUCAUUUCACGGGGACCGUACCGAAUCUCAUAUUGUCGCACAACCGGCUUUCCGGUGAGAUACCGGCAUCUCUCGGUAACAUGGAUUUCACGGUGAUCGAUUUCUCGCGCAAUAAUCUCGUGGGCGACGCUUCGAUGUUGUUUAACGCGUCGAAGAAGACGCAGCAGAUCCAUAUCUCGCGAAAUAUGCUUGAAUUCGAUUUCUCGAGAACGGGAUUCCCGCCCGCCACGCUGAUCGCUCCGGACAUCUCGCACAACAAGAUUCGGGGGAAUAUUCCGUCGCAGAUAACGGACGCCAUUUUCCUGCAGUUCUUGAACGUGAGCUACAACCGCAUGUGCGGGGAGAUCCCACAGGGGUGGAAGCUGAAAUAUCGGGCCGAGGAAUUCGAUUACUCGUCUUUCUUCCACAACCGUUGUCUAUGUGGGCCCCCGCUCCAAGCGUGUCAAACUGAUGGCAUAAAAGCAAAAGCAGGAAAGCUACCUAUUUGUUCACUAACUCAGGAUUGUCAACGAUUUCAUGAGCCUGCCGGUAUCUUGUGGACCCGAUCUGAUUUUAACUUCUCUGUGUCCGGCUCAUCUUUGAAAGUCGAAUUUUUACCAACAGCCCAACAAGAGCAUCAAGAUGCACAUCUCGAAUUUCUCGACCUCUCCUUCAACAAACUCUCCGGGUCGAUUCCGCCCACCCUCGCGAAUCUCCCCAAGAUACUCGCUAUCCAGCUCGACCGUAACCGGCUGACCGGUUCGAUACCAGAAUCUUUCGGUCAUUUCACGGGGACCGUACCGAAUCUCAUAUUGUCGCACAACCGGCUUUCCGGUGAGAUACCGGCAUCUCUCGGUAACAUGGAUUUCACGGUGAUCGAUUUCUCGCGCAAUAAUCUCGUGGGCGACGCUUCGAUGUUGUUUAACGCGUCGAAGAAGACGCAGCAGAUCCAUAUCUCGCGAAAUAUGCUUGAAUUCGAUUUCUCGAGAACGGGAUUCCCGCCCGCCACGCUGAUCGCUCCGGACAUCUCGCACAACAAGAUUCGGGGGAAUAUUCCGUCGCAGAUAACGGACGCCAUUUUCCUGCAGUUCUUGAACGUGAGCUACAACCGCAUGUGCGGGGAGAUCCCACAGGGGUGGAAGCUGAAAUAUCGGGCCGAGGAAUUCGAUUACUCGUCUUUCUUCCACAACCGUUGUCUAUGUGGGCCCCCGCUCCAAGCGUGUAAAACUGAUGGCAUAUGAUGUCCAUGUGGGGUCCAAGCGUGUAAACUGGUAGCAAAUGAAUAACUACCUGGAAUUUUG